Molecule: messenger RNA, 1846 nt
Organism: Perca flavescens (yellow perch)
Lineage: Eukaryota; Metazoa; Chordata; Actinopteri; Perciformes; Percidae
Gene: csnk1e
Product: casein kinase 1, epsilon
Exons: 12
Coding region: 308-1570 (420 amino acids)
Biological process (GO): protein phosphorylation
Molecular function (GO): protein kinase activity; ATP binding
Source: RefSeq, a predicted model, not a curated record
CCGAGGUUAUGAGCCGCCCGAAGCCGCGUCGGUGCGUCGCUGUCCAGGGUCCUGAGUGAGACGGAGCCAUCGGGCGACCACGGAGCCUGCCAUAACCCGGUGAGCACCUUCCCCGUUUCCUCUCCUGUGGUAUCUGGGGCAACUGCAUGAAGUAUUUCGCUCUGAAAAUACACAACGUCUUGCCUGUGUCUGCAGUCCUUUUGCAGCAACGUUGGAUCUCAGUUUUGUAACACUGACAGUAUAGCAGCUAUGAGAGAGGAGGAGAUGAGCUGGAGAGACCUCAGUGAGUUAAAAAAGCUCAGGAGCCAUGGAGUUGAGGGUGGGGAACAAGUACCGCCUUGGGAGGAAGAUAGGGAGCGGAUCCUUUGGAGAUAUUUACCUCGGUUCUAACAUCGCUACAGGAGAGGAAGUAGCCAUCAAACUGGAAUGUGUGAAAACCAAACAUCCACAGCUUCACAUCGAGAGCAAAUUUUACAAGAUGAUGCAGGGCGGAGUGGGGAUCCCGUCUAUCAAGUGGUGCGGAGCGGAAGGCGACUACAACGUUAUGGUCAUGGAGCUGCUGGGCCCCAGUCUGGAGGACCUGUUCAACUUCUGCUCCCGCAAGUUCAGUCUGAAAACUGUCCUGCUGCUGGCCGACCAGAUGAUCAGUAGGAUUGAAUACAUUCACUCCAAGAACUUCAUCCACAGAGACGUGAAGCCUGACAAUUUCCUGAUGGGGCUCGGCAAGAAGGGCAACCUGGUCUACAUUAUCGACUUCGGCCUGGCCAAAAAAUACCGUGACGCCCGAACGCACCAGCACAUCCCCUACCGUGAGAAUAAGAACCUCACCGGCACCGCCCGCUAUGCCUCCAUCAACACCCAUCUGGGCAUCGAGCAGUCGAGGCGAGACGACCUGGAGUCUCUGGGCUACGUACUCAUGUACUUCAACCUGGGCUCUCUGCCCUGGCAGGGCCUCAAGGCUGCCACCAAGAGGCAGAAGUAUGAACGCAUCAGUGAGAAGAAAAUGUCCACCCCCAUCGAGGUGCUCUGCAAGGGAUACCCCUCUGAGUUCUCCACUUACCUGAAUUUGUGUCGCUCCCUGCGGUUCGACGACAAGCCAGACUACUCAUACCUGAGGCAGCUCUUUAGGAACCUUUUCCACAGACAGGGCUUCUCCUACGACUACGUCUUUGACUGGAACAUGCUGAAGUUUGGGGCCAGCAGGACCGCAGAGGAUGGAGACAGAGAGAGGAGGGAGGGAAAGGAGCCGGAGGAGCGAGCAGGAGGAGGCCAAAGAGGAGCUGGGGGUCGAGCUCUGCCGCCUGGUCCGAACCCUUCAGCAGCCAACAGAGUCAGGAACGAAGCGGACGCUGCUCCCUCCAACCCGGCCUCACGUGGGGUCCAGCCGUCAGGUAACCGCUCUCCUCAGGCGGGGCGAGCAGAGCGAGCCGAGCGAGAGAGGAAGGUGGCCAUGAGGCUUCAUCGCGGGGCGCCCGCCAACGUCUCCUCCUCCGACCUGACUGCACGCCUUGACCAGUCACGCAUCACUGCGUCACAGGUCAGUGUGCCGUUUGAACAUCUGGCAAAGUGAGUUCCUCCUGGCUGGCCCGCAGGUCAGUGGCAGCAGCUGCAGGGUAUCAAAUACCCCUUACUUUUCAAAUGGAUGAAUGAAAACAUGAGUGAGUGGAGGAGAACAAGAGGAGCAGGAGGAAGCGUUUCUGACCCUUGAAGAGGGGAUGGAGGCCAUUCGUGUGUCUGUCAGUAUGCUGUGUGAACAGUGGUGACCGGGCAAGAGCCGAAGGAACACUGAGAUGAUAGAAACCAGCGGGACAAAACAAACUCUUGACUGGAACCAGACGGUACAGCU